AUGGCCAAGUUAUCCUAUACUUCCUACAUUCUCUUGCUCCUCCUUGUCGUUGCACCAGGGAGUAAAGGGCAGGGUCAGAACAAUGGAACUGACAUGACUCCACUUCAGAAGCAUGUGUCCUUCUUCGACAGGAACAAAGAUGGCGUCAUUUACCCGACAGAGACCUACGAAGGAUUUCGCGCUAUUGGGUGCAGCGUUGCCUUGUCCGCCGUGAGCGCCCCUUUAAUCCACGCCUUCCUCAGUCCGAAAACCAACAAUGGAAGCCUACCGGCAAUCACACUUCCUAUUAUCGUAGCCAUCAUUGCAAAAGGCAAACAUGGAAGUGACUCUGGUGCCUACGACACUGAGGGAAUGUUUGUUCCCGAAAAAUUUGAGGAGAUUUUUCAGAAGCAUGCACACACUAAUCCUGAUGCAUUGACAUCUGACGAGUUGAAAGAGAUGCUUAAGGCGAAUCAACAACCUAAUGACCGGCAAGGAUGGAUUGCUAGCCGGACAGAGUGGGAGAUUUUACUCCUUGUUGCCAAGGAUAAAGAUGGAUUGCUUCAAAAGGAUACAGUAAGAUCUGUCUUUGAUGGAAGCUUGUUUUACAAACUGGAGGCGGAUAACAAGUCUCUCAAAUGAAAGCAUGAUAGUGAUAG
Messenger RNA from Phoenix dactylifera (date palm), 638 nucleotides. NCBI's taxonomy places the organism in Eukaryota, Viridiplantae, Streptophyta, Magnoliopsida, Arecales, Arecaceae. The record is from RefSeq and is a predicted model, not a curated record.